This is a messenger RNA of Anarrhichthys ocellatus (wolf-eel), 2316 nucleotides long. RefSeq names its product oxidation resistance 1a (gene oxr1a). The record is from RefSeq and is a predicted model, not a curated record. Gene Ontology annotation, cellular component: nucleus. Lineage: Eukaryota; Metazoa; Chordata; Actinopteri; Perciformes; Anarhichadidae. Gene Ontology annotation, biological process: response to oxidative stress. Bases 80 to 1852 code for a protein of 590 amino acids. The transcript is spliced from 12 exons.
GGUGUCAUCCACCUCCGAGGAGGAAGAGGCCCUCACAGAGAAGUUCCUCAAGAUCAACUGCAAGUACAUCACUGGUGGCAUGGGUGCGGUGAGCGGGGUGUUGCUGGUGACACCCAACAACAUCAUGUUUGACCCCCAUCGGAUGGACCCACUGGUUCAGGCCCACGGGUGCGAGGAGUACGGCAUCAUGUGUCCCCUGGAGGAGGUGCAGUCUGCUGCCAUCUGCAAGGAGAUCACCGACCAUAAGAUCAGAGAGGCUGUGCCCGAUGACCUGGAGCCUCUUCCCACCGAGAGACAUCCCUCCUUCUCCGAAGACGUCUUCACCGAGACGGAGCUGUCCCCCAUCCGUGAGGAGGAGCAAGCAUCUAAUGAGGACCUCCGCCUGGACAAGUCCUCGGGCGCUUCCACGGAGUCUGUGCAAACCGUCACCCAGGUAGAGGCCAGCGGUGCCGCCUCCCGGGCCCCAGGUGGUGCCCUCGGUGCCAGUCAGCCGGAGGAGAGCGCCGCGGCGAAAGCAGAGGACAAUCCAUCAGACACUGCCACAAAGAGCGAUAGCCAGUCCCCCGUAAGAUCCAAGCAGCACAGUGUAGAGAAGUCACCAAGCACGCCCACCACCACCAGCAGCAGCAGCACUAGCCAGGGCCCCAGCAGCAGCAGCAGCAGCACCUCUCGCCCGGGGUCCCAAAGCUCAGCCACCCCUGGUGCCGCAGACACCACCUCUGUCUCAACCAGUCCACAGGGGAAAGCCAACGAGGGGACAGACGUCUCCAAAACGGACACUAUGCAACAGGGCAAGGAGGAAAAGGAGGAUGUAGAGCAGACGCCAAAAGACGGCACGCAGAACUCUGCAGAGGGUACAGGGUCUGCGGAGAGGCGGAAGCACCCCACUCACAAGUUCCUGUGUCUGCGGGUAGGGAAGCCCAUGAAGAAGACCUUUAUUUCUAACGCCAGCGCCUCCAUGCAGCAGUAUGCCCAGCAGGGCAAGAAGCACGAGUACUGGUUUGCUGUGCCGCAGGAGAGGUCAGACCACCUGUACGUGUUCUUCAUGCAGUGGAGCCCGGACAUGUACGGUGAGGGGGUCAGAGGGAUGGGACAAGAGCCUGGGUUUAUGGUUGUCAAGAAGAAUGAUGUGUCAGAAGCGGCUGAGGACGAGCCCAUCACUGACCUCAAUGUCAAGGAGUGGGAGGUAGUGUCUCUGACGGAGUACCACCGUCGGAUUGAUGCACUAAACAGUGAAGAUCUGCGCUCGCUCUGCAAACGACUCCAGAUCACCACCAAGGAAGAGGUGAACUCCAAGCAGGGCUCAUCCAUCAAGACGGAGCUGGAGCCAGAAACGUUCAAGCCCAACCUCAGAGAGUCCAGUGAUCUCCUGGAGGCCGACCAGAUAGAGAAGCUUGCCAGGAACCUCCCACCUCGGACCAUUGGGUACCCAUGGACGCUGGCUUUUGGCACAUCAAAGCAUGGCAUGAGCAUUAAGAGUCUGUACAGAGCCAUGCAGGGCCAGGACACCCCAGUGCUCAUGGUUAUUAAGGACAGCGACGGCCAGGUGUUUGGUGCGUUGGCGUCUGAGCCCUUUAAAGUCAGCGACGGCUUCUAUGGCACAGGAGAGACCUUCCUCUUCAGCUUCAAUCCAGAGUUCCAGGUGUACAAAUGGACAGGGGACAACAUGUUCUUCAUGAAGGGAGACAUGGACUCCUUAGCGUUUGGUGGAGGAAGCGGUGAGUUUGGCCUGUGGCUGGACGGAGACCUCUACCACGGCAGGAGUCACUCCUGUAAAACAUUUGGGAACCCCAUGCUCUCCAAAAAGGAGGAUUUCUAUGUUCAGGACAUAGAGAUCUGGGCUUUUGAAUAACAGGACAGUGCACCACAGGGAAAAAAAAAAAAAACAAGUCCUGCAAAGGGCAAACCGAGGGGUCCUCCUCCUUUAGAACAAUGGCAACGCCCCAAACCUAACUGCACAUCACCAGGGCGCCCCGGGCCAGAAGCCAGCUAUCGGAUGCUUGUUGUGCGUUACUACUGCAGUUAUUACGGAGCUUUUUUUCUUUGUGAAAAAUUACCUUUGUGUGUAUCUUGUUACAGCCUUGUGCAGCGUCUUUGCAGAGUAGGCGGAGUGUGUGUAAAGCAGCGGAGAGAAUGGUGGCGGGAUUGUGGGAUGAGGUUGUAUCGGUAUGAAAUGGGCUGUCGGGCCUUGACGAGGAAGGGACUCCUCUCACCUGAGAGGUGGUGAAGAUGAUGGCGGCGGCUGAAGUUUGGGACUGCUGCGAUGAAAGGAGAACCGCCCCACUGGCCCGGAUGGUGCAUCUGAACUUCACAGAA